Messenger RNA from Penicillium atrosanguineum, 1179 nucleotides. RefSeq lists its product as uncharacterized. The transcript has a single exon. The record is from RefSeq and is a predicted model, not a curated record. The coding region runs from base 1 to 1179 and encodes 392 amino acids. NCBI's taxonomy places the organism in Eukaryota, Fungi, Ascomycota, Eurotiomycetes, Eurotiales, Aspergillaceae.
AUGAAACCAACCACGGCUCUCUUUCCUACGUUAGCUGUCGAGCUUAUCGAACUCAUCGCGAAUGACGUCGAAGGGGAAGGUCUACUCGACCUCCGCUUGGCCUGUCGCGAGCUGCAAAAGAAGACGUUCCAUUGUUUCGCGCGACGGUUCUUUACUUCCAUCAAGACCGACCUCUCCGACGAUAGCCUCCAGCGGGUCGACGCUCUCUCACAACACGAGGCCCUCCGACCCUAUGUACAAGGCUUAGCUUUUAUGCUUCAGAAUGGGGUCGGUCGUGGUCUGGUCUUGGACCGUCACCCAUGGGGUUCUUUGUCAGCGCCAAUGGAGGUUGAGGCGAUCCGUCGCCUGCGCGAUAACCUCACCAAUAAAUUAACCAAAUGUCGCUCGUUCUUCAUUUUCUGUCGAUAUCCCGAAGGACACCCAGAUAUGAAUCGCGUCACUAUAACCGAUGCGGUCGCUGUAUUCUUUGCCCUCAUCGUUGAUGCGCAACUACCAGUCUCCUCAUUCCAUCUGAUCUACGCAAAUAAAUUUUCCCGAACGUUGAUUAUGGACAUGCGCCGUUUGCCUAAAUUACUAUACCGACAGCCCGAGUUCAAAGUGGUCUGGUCAAAUCUACAGAAGUUAUCUCUCGAGCAAUACCUGACGCUCGACAAUUUCGGCUUUCUACUUGAACUGAUCCUGAGUGCGCCUAACCUGAGAACACUUCUCCUCAAUCUUGGGUCUCACGAUUUGGCUUGCGAGUUCAUGCAUGAGCUAGCUGAAACAGCGAUAUUUUCUCAACUAAAAGAACUGGCCUUAUUCCGAACUUUGGUGAGGGCUCCAGAUCUUAUCAAAAUACUGGGACGUCUGCGCGAGAACCUCUCAACCUUGACAUUCUACCACGUCUCAUUAGCACAAGAUGACAAUUGGACCUCUGUGCUCCAGGAGCUCGGUCGAGACUUUGUAGCUCUAACGAGUAUCUCCCUAUACUAUCUAUGGACCAAUGCAUCCAGCAAGGAAGUGCUCUCAUUUCCGGAUAUUCAGAAGGUGCCUAUGAUCUAUGAGUCCUCAGGUCAACGUCUUCAUAUGCUUUAUGCCGAAAAACCGAUCAAGAAUCCCGCAGUACUCGGUGUAGAGUACUCAGGGUCAAAGGUGCCCCAAGUCUUGAGUUUGUUACAGACUGCAGCCAUAUAUAAGUGA